This is a messenger RNA of Xyrauchen texanus (razorback sucker), 2625 nucleotides long. It is a transcript of the gene cdh12a, whose product is annotated as cadherin 12, type 2a (N-cadherin 2). Gene Ontology annotation, cellular component: adherens junction; plasma membrane; catenin complex. Bases 1 to 2379 code for a protein of 792 amino acids. NCBI's taxonomy places the organism in Eukaryota, Metazoa, Chordata, Actinopteri, Cypriniformes, Catostomidae. The record is from RefSeq and is a predicted model, not a curated record. Gene Ontology annotation, molecular function: cadherin binding; calcium ion binding. The transcript has 11 exons. Gene Ontology annotation, biological process: cell morphogenesis; adherens junction organization; calcium-dependent cell-cell adhesion.
AUGCUCAUGGGGAACUGCCUGCUGCUGUUCCUCUGGUGCGUCUUAGACAAAAGCUUUGUGUCUCCCCUGCCCUCCUCAUCCCAGAACAGGAUGAGGAAGGAGCACCACAGGAAUCUGAUGUCACAUAGGAAACAUGGCAUUUUUGAAGCUCACAGAGUCAAGAGAGGAUGGGUGUGGAAUCAGUUCUUUGUCCUGGAAGAAUACAUGGGAUCUGAUCCACAGUAUGUUGGAAAGCUUCACUCUGACCUGGAUAAGGGGGAUAAUAUGCUAAAGUACACACUGUCAGGUGAAGGAGUGGGCUCUAUUUUCGCCAUUGAGCCAAGCACUGGAGACAUCCAUGCCUUGAGGAGCCUGGACAGAGAGGAGAAGCCUUAUUACACAAUGAGAGCACAGGCUGUGGACAUGCUCACAGGCAGACCCUUAGAGCCAGACACUGAGUUUAUUAUCAAAGUACAGGACAUCAAUGACAAUGAGCCAAGGUUCCUGGAGGGCCCGUACUCAGCCAGCAUCCCUGAGAUGUCACCUGUUGGCACAUACGUGACACAAAUAAUCGCAACUGACGCUGAUGACCCUACUUAUGGAAACAGUGCACGGAUUGUGUACAGCAUCCUACAUGGACAGCCCUACUUCUCAGUUGAGCCCAAAACCGGAGUGAUAAGAGUUGCCUUAUCCAAUAUGGACAGGGAGGUUAAAGAAAGGUACCAGGUGGUCAUACAGGCUAAGGACAUGGGCGGUCAGCUCGGGGGCUUAGCUGGGAUGACAACGAUCAAUAUUACUCUCUGUGAUGUCAACGACAACCCACCACGUUUUUCCAAAAGUAUCUUUCACCUGCGAGUUCCUGAGUCUUCACCGGUGGGCUCAUCAGUGGGGAGGGUCAAAGCUCAUGAUCUGGACUUUGGGAAAAAUGCUGAUGUGGAAUACAUCAUUGUUCCUGGUGCAGGGGGCUCCAUGUUCGAUAUUUACAGCAAUAAGCACACUCAAGAGGGAACAGUAGUACUGAAAAAGCACCUAGACUACGAGACCAGGAACGCUUACACCUUUAAAAUUGAAGCUUCAAACGCAGUUCUUGAUCAUCGCUUCCUACAUUUGGGACCUUUUAAAGACACUGCCACAGUGAAAGUGAAUGUUCUGGAUGUUGAGGAACCUCCUGUCUUCAGCCGAAAGUCUUACAGCAUGGAGACAUAUGAGGACACACCAGUAGGCAUGCUAAUCGGAGCAGUCACAGCUGAGGACCUAGAUGUAGGCAAUAGUCCUGUUAGGUACUCUAUUGAGUGGAGAAAGGAUUCUGAAAACCAUUUUGACAUUGACUCUAUUGAAGGAACUCUAUCUGUCAGUGAAGCCCUGGACAGAGAGAGAAUUGCUGAACACAACAUAACUGUUGUUGCAACAAAAGUUAACAACCCCCUGCUGUCCAGCAAAGUUACUGUCACAAUCAAGGUGCUUGAUGUCAAUGAGUACCCUCCAGAGCUUGCCUUUUUAUACAAGACGUUUGUUUGUGAAAAUACAAAAGUAGGGCGGGUGAUUCAGAUUAUCAGUGCCACAGACAGAGACAUACCCGCUGUUGAACACCAAUUCUACUUCAAAUACCCUUCAGACAUCAGAAACAGAAACUUCACAAUCAGGGAUUUUGGAAACAACACAGCUGGAGUGGUGACCAGGCGAGGAGGGUUUCGGAGACUAGAGCAGAAUAUGUAUCUUGUGCCAGUAGUGGUUAAGGAUGGUGGGUACCCAAUCCAAAGCAGCACAGGGACAGUGUUUGUGCAGGUGUGUACCUGCGACACCAAUGGCUCCCUACUUUCCUGCAAUGUGGAAGUAGACUUCUUUCCCAUGGGACUCAGCACUGGAGCUCUGAUGGCCAUAUUGCUGUGCAUUAUCAUUCUGAUGGUGAUGGUGAUGCUCUAUAUAGGACUGAGAAGACACAAGAAGGACACUCUGAUGUUGUCCAAAGAGGAUGUUCGGGACAGUGUUAUCCACUACCAUGAUGAGGGGGGCGGGGAGGAGGACACCCAGGCUUUUGACAUAGGUAUAUUACGCAAUCCCAAAGGUUUCAAAGAGACUGCGCAGCUGCAAAUAAUAAGAUCAGAGGAUCAGACUGAUGCACACAUGGAGGACAGUGAGGACAUCCAAUCUUACAUCCAUCAUUGUCUUCUAGAGAAUCAAAUAAGUAACUCAACACCUUUAUAUGACUCUCUAGUCACAUAUGCAUAUGAAGGAGAGGGCUCAGUUGCAGAUUCCCUCAGUUCCACUGAGUCCUGGGUGCUUAAUUCCAAGGAGGAUUACAGAAGCAUCUAUGACUGGGGGCCUCGUUUCAAAACACUGGCUGGGAUAUUUAAAGAGCAGGAGUCUAAGGCAACAGAGAACUCAGAAACUAAACCAUAGACUGAGGCACUAAAUGAGACACUGGACUUAUAGCAUUUGCAGGAGCUCUGUGAAAAAUACAACAUAUAUUAAUUUCAGGCAUGCCUCUUCAAUCAAGAAGUAUUCCUAUGGCUAGGGAAAGCCUAUGCCCCUUUCCUAUACCUCAUGCAUAUUUUACACUCUUCCAUUCAUUAAUUGAUUGAAAGUUGUGAAAGGUCGGUUUUAUAUUUCUUAGAGUCAAAGAACCAACAAAUCUCUUUUGGGGAU